This is a messenger RNA of Belonocnema kinseyi, 1176 nucleotides long. RefSeq names its product arylphorin-like. The transcript is spliced from 5 exons. The record is from RefSeq and is a predicted model, not a curated record. NCBI's taxonomy places the organism in Eukaryota, Metazoa, Arthropoda, Insecta, Hymenoptera, Cynipidae. Bases 1 to 1176 code for a protein of 391 amino acids.
AUGUUUACCCAAGAAAAUAUUUGCAUCAAGAAUAGAAAUGAAAACCAACCUCAUGUUAUAACCUGCACUGCUGAAGUUCAACCUCCUUUAGAAGAUGCUCGUCAAACUCUUAUAAAAGGAAGAAAAAUAGUGGUUGAGGAUUUGCUCAAUUGGUAUGGACAAGGUCUACUUCGACCGGAUAUGUUAUAUUCUGCAUACAACGAGGCUCAAGUUCAUAAUAUGCUAUCUCUGUUCAAAGUAUUAUACUAUGUUAAAGACUUUUCAACAUUCUAUCAAACAGCCAGCUGGGCACGUCUUCAUGUCAACAAUCUCAUGUUUCUUGAUGCUCUUCUAACAGCCAUAAUUUACCGACGAGAUACAAAAUAUAACAGUUUUUCGAUGCCAUACAAAAUUUAUCGCAUUACUCACGACAUCAACAAAAAUUUCGCCCUGAUACACUCAAAUGACACUGAAGAGUAUUCCUUAAAGAACAAUUCUAACUCUGAAUACAAGUUGUCUUACUAUUUUGAAGAUAUUGGCUUAAACGCCUUCUAUUUGUACUUUCGUAUUUCUAACCCCUUCGGGAAAAUAUCCGAGAUUGAAUCGCGACUGACUGAAGCAACUGACUCUGGAUAUUUUGUUGACAAGGUUGGCAACAAGAUUAGUAUCUACGAUUCUGAUGGUAUAACGAAUCUUGGUGCAAUCCUCGAGGGAAACUAUGAUUCACUUAAUCUUGAGUACUCUGGAUCUUAUGAUCAACUUCCUAUAAACAUGUUUGAUCACAUCAGCGACAAGAGUGAUAAGGCUCCAUAUGCUCCAAGUUCUCUUCAAUUUUUUGUCACCAGCAUGAGGCAUCCAUUGUUUUAUCGAAUCACAGAUAUGGUUAUCAACAUCUUUUUAACAUACUCUUCAGGCCCGUGGGCCCGACCACCACACUACACGCUCAACACAUACACACACUCAACAUGGACAGAUUCACGACUAGGUAGUCGUGAAUCGUUAAUUCACUCACGACACCUCCACUUAACGUUGACAGGAGAAAAACACGGCCACAUAAGAAUUCUUCACCGAUUGUUCAGUAUUCGAACUGUCAAAAUACUAGCAGCCGACAAAUUUGAGCGCACACUACGUAUAGUAGAUGUGCCAACUACGUUUUGGAUCGCGCAUGCGGCGCAUGUGCGUGAAGUGGCGAGUUAA